Messenger RNA from Suillus clintonianus, 1023 nucleotides. RefSeq lists its product as uncharacterized. The record is from RefSeq and is a predicted model, not a curated record. The transcript has a single exon. Gene Ontology annotation, biological process: DNA integration; DNA recombination. Lineage: Eukaryota; Fungi; Basidiomycota; Agaricomycetes; Boletales; Suillaceae. Gene Ontology annotation, molecular function: DNA binding. Bases 1 to 1023 code for a protein of 340 amino acids.
AUGGACUCCUUCAAUACUUUUCAUAGUCUCAUUAAGGCUGUGACUCUACAUGCCUGGAAACAGGAGACCCUUGAAGGCUAUCAAGGGGGUAUAAACCGUUUCCGUUCUUUCUGCGCCUCCAACAAUAUUCCAAUCUCCCUCCCAAUCCCUGAAUGGGUCCUCUGCGCUUUCGCGGCCCAAAGGGCAGGCACUUGCUCUGGCUCAUCAGUCGCGAACGACAUCUUCGGCUUGCGGGCCUGGCACAUUGCCAACGGCGCUAUAUGGCUUGGCGGCACUCAUUUGAAAUACAUGCUGCGUUCAGCGGUACGCCUCACACCCGAUUCCUCAAAACACCCACCUCGUCCUCCAGUCUCCUCGGAGAUGCUCGACGUCCUUCACGCCUCCCUCGACAACUCUAUCCCUCUCCAUGCGUGUGUGCUGGCAUGCGCCGAUGCCGUUUUCUGGGGACAGGGUCGUCUUGGCGAGUUCCUUCCCACUUCUCAGUCCCGCUUCUCCCCAAAAUUCUUCCCCACUCCAUCUUCUCUUCGCAACCUUUCAUCCUCUGGCGAAUCCUUGAUGUGCCGCUUACCCUGGACCAAGGUUGCAAAGGAGAAAGGGGAAGACAUUUUUCUGGGCCGCCAACUGGGUGCCUCAGACCCCAUUUCUGCUCUCUUAGCGCACCUGGUGGCAAGUCCAGCUAUUCUCAGCGCCCCCCAUUCUUCUCACCUGUUCACAUAUGAUGUGGGUGGGGGCAAGCUGGUCUCUCUCACUAAGCGCAAAUUCCUUCUCAUCUGCAAUGCAGUCUGGAACACUCACAACAUGCCGCACAUCUCCAGGCAUUGCUUUCGCAUAGGGGGCACCAUGGAACUUCUCCUGCGCAAUGUGCCCCCUCACAUUGUCAAAGUCAUGGGCCGUUGGUCCUCAGAUUCCUUCCUCCGCUAUUGGUGUCUGCUCGAACACAUUGCCCCACUCCACGCUGAGCUUCUGGGCCCCAAGCUUACUCCCCUCCUCGCUCAUUCACUUCGUAGCUCCUCGGAUCCAUAG